AUGCUCAAGGCUGGGGAGCUGGAGGAGUGUCAUCGGAACCAUGAAGGUGAUGAGGAUGAUGGCCACGUCCGUGCCCAGCAAGCCUGCAUCGAGGCCAAGCACGACAAAAACAUGGCGGACAUGGAUGAGCUCUUCUCUCAGGUAGACGAGAAGAGAAAGAAAGGAGACAUCCCUGACUACCUGUGUGGAAAGAUCAGCUUUGAGCUGAUGCGGGAACCCUGCAUCACGCCAAGUGGCAUCACUUAUGACCGCAAAGACAUUGAGGAGCAUCUGCAGAGUGUGAGCCAUUUUGACCCUGUGACUCGGAGCCCCCUGACCCAGGAACAGCUCAUCCCCAACCUGGCCAUGAAGGAAGUCAUCGAUGCAUUCAUCUCUGAGAACGGCUGGGUGGAGGACUACUGAGGACCUCGCCCCAGAGGGUCCUGAGGCAGAAGCCCCAGAACCUGUACAUAGUUUGUGUCUCUGGGCCCAUCCCCAUCAGUUCUGCUGGUGGGCUCUGGACUGC
Messenger RNA from Urocitellus parryii (Arctic ground squirrel), 505 nucleotides. The record is from RefSeq and is a predicted model, not a curated record. Lineage: Eukaryota; Metazoa; Chordata; Mammalia; Rodentia; Sciuridae.